AGAGCACAAGUUCAGCACAUUUCAAGUGGACCCUGCAGGCCUGAACGCUUCACCUGUAAUUCUCUUCUCAUCAGGUGCCAGCAUGGAUGUGGAGGAUGAGCCACUGCUGUUUCAGACCAGCUGGGGAGGCGAGGAAGAUGACGAGGAGGAGGAGCAGGAGGAAGAAGAUGGAGUAGAACACGCAGCAGGUCGGAGGUGCUUCUCUGGGGAGGAGUGUGGACUGUGGAGGGCAGUGGGGUGGGUGUACACUCAGCCCUGGGCCAGUGGAGUGGUUUUAGGGGUAGUUGUGUCACUACCCUGCGCCCUGUUUGCCUACAUGCUCCUCUACUGCCCUCCUCUGGACAUAGACCUGUCCUACAGUGCCUUUGAGGUUCACAGCCACUUCUCUGCAGAGCGCUUCGACGCCCUCGCCAUCGCUGUGAAGACUCAGCUGGGGUCAUGGGACAGACGUAGGCGGGACAUAGAGGACAGCGAGUCGGAGGCCCUGAUGGAGCUCCUGCUGGAGAGGCUGAAGGGACAGGAAGUGUUCAACAGGACGGAUAAUGAGGGCGUCGGGUCCCCCGCUCCUCAAAAAGAGCUUUUACAGGCAGCAGAUGAUCAGAGGAGACGAUCCGCUGUGAGCACAGAUAAAAGCAGAGUGCUUGUUGAUAUGGGUCAGGAUGAAACGGGGAAGCACAAAGACUCAAAUCAAAGAGCAGAGGAGGAGGCGGAGAGAUCACGGGAUGGAAAUAUGACUCUGCCUCUCAUCAGGAGGCGCAGGUUUGCUCCCAAUUACUACCUGCAGAGCCAGGCCCAGUGGAGGAUUGAGCUGGUGUUUGUGGCUCAAGGGGAGGGAGAUCUGAACAUCUUCACUCCUGAACGCCUGCAGACCAUUCACCAUGUGGAGCGACUGCUCAUGCAGCACCCUCAGUUUCAUCAGUUCUGCUGGAAGCCUCUGGAGAUGCUGAGGGAUCUGCCACUGGGACCCUCCUACUGCUCCCCCCCCAGCUCCCUCCUGUCCUACCUGUACCCCAGUGAGAGAGGAGGCAAGAUCUACUACGAUGGCAUGGGCCCUGAUCUUGCUGAUAUUCAAGGGUCUCUGAGUCUGGCCAUCACCCACCCACAGUUCUACUGGUACGUGGAUGAGAGUCUGUCUCCUGAGCGUCUCUCCUCCUCUCUCUUACGCAGUGAGAUCCACUUCGGGGCUCCUCUCCCUUCCUUCUACUCCCUGCAGGACCGAGCUCACGAGCAGAGGUCACGCUUCAAGAACUUUGUGGUUCAGUACGCAGACAUCCUGGCCAAGCAGUCUACCAGCCAGGUGAAGGUGCUGUACGGGGGCACGGAGCUGUUUGAUGAUGAGGUGAGACACACCUUUCACAACGACAUGAUGCUGGCUGUCAUCAGUGGAGCCUGCAUUACUGUGCUCGUCUAUGUCCUCACCUCCUUUUCUGUGUUUCUGACUUUCUUUGGACUCGCCAGCAUUGGACUGAGCUGCCUGAUGGCUCUUUUCUUGUACCAUGUUGUUUUUGGCGUGAGGUACCUGGGCAUUCUCAAUGGAGUUGCAGCCUUUGUUAUUAUUGGGAUUGGGGUGGAUGAUGUAUUUGUGUUCAUCAGCACCUUCCGACAGGCUUCCCAUCUGCGUCAGCCGCAGCAGAGAAUGAUCUACACAAUUAAAACAGCCGGCCGCGCUACUUUCCUCACCUCCUUCACUACUGCCGCUGCCUACGCUGCCAACACUUUCUCUCAGAUCCCGGCCGUGCAUGACUUCGGCUUAUUCAUGGCCCUCAUUGUGAGCUGCUGCUGGCUCUGGGUCUCCGCCCUGAUGCCCGCCGCCCUGUGCAUCUGGACUGAGGUUGUGGAGCCUCAGGAACACGCCUGGUUGAAUUGCUGGAAGCUGUUUUCAGGGCUGUCAGCGAGCCACAGUCCUUUGUCAGAUGAGGAUGAUGAUGUAGCACUUCUGUCAGUGGAGAUGGAGCCAGGCUCCUGUGACACAGACGGUGAUGCAUCCAUUCUGUCCCUGUCGGUGGAGACACCUCCGUUUGCUCCGGGGCAGCAGCAUGUGGGCGUGGUGAGCACUAACCUCCGAUGGGCCCUGAAGCACUUAGCGGCAGAGCCAGCUGUGGAGCGACGGAAAGCCGUUCUAGGUGUCUUCCUCCUGGUUCUGCUCUUAUCUGCCGGCUGCUGCUGUUUCCUGAGGCCGGCCACUCACGCCCCCCUCCUCUUCCGCCGGGACACAAACCUCCAGACUCUGCUGGCUCUGAGGAGUAACCUCAGCGGGCAGGGCAUCUCCUGUCCCAUGUGCUCAGGUGUGUUCAUGGAAAAGCCCCAUCCUCUGUACACACACACUUCCUCCUCAGCAUUUAAGUUCUCCACACAUCAGCAGCACCCGAGCACAUCCACCUCCAAUGCUCAUCGGACCUCAGUAAAACCAAAUUCAAACACCAACCAAACAGACUUUUUACUCACAGUGUUCAUAUCAAAGUUGGACCACGUCUCCUCUGCAACCCUUUACCGCUUCUCCCUCAACACCAGCACCCCCUCCCCGUGGAAACUGUGCAGCACAGAGCAUGAACAGGUGUCAUCAUUUCAGGCUUAUAAUCAGCCCCGCGGCAAUUACACCAGCAGAAUGACAGUGUGUGUUUCCCAUGUGUACCACCCGUACCCCAGCUGGAUGAUCACAUCCACCUCGUGUGAACGCCGGCACGGCUGGAGCCCAGAGUUUUCCUUUUAUGUGGCGACGUCUGUGCAGCAGAGCAGCAGGAGAUUGUACUUCGCGCAGCGCCACAUGAGACCUCAUCCCAGCCGAGUGUGUGUCAACCCGCCCGGCUGUGGCAUCAGUUUUGGGCCUGAUGGACCCACACAGGGAUCUUUUUAUCUUCCUUUUCCCAGCGAUCCCUCGUCUGCUGCCAAGAUGAAGUCAUCCAAAACGUUUGGUUUCAACCCUUGCAGUGGGGGGGCAUGUGGCCGCCCGGCGGUGCGUCCUCUGGUGGACACCGGGGCCAUGGUGUUCGUUGUGUUCGGCAUCCUGGGAGUCAACCGGACCGAGCACAGGGACAACCACGUGAUCGGAGAUAUGGGCAGCAUCAUAUUGGAUCCAGACUUCGAUGUGUUCCAGGAAAUGGAGCAUCUUUGCAAAAUCUGUAAAGCUAUAAGUGCAAACACACAACUCGUGAAGCCUGGAGGAGCGCAGUGUUUACCUUCAGGUAACAAGCUGUCUUCUGUCCUGCCUCUGCUCCACCCUGAGUGUCUCUCCCUCCCGCAGCCCAACCUGCUCCCGGGGCAGCUCUCCCACGGGGCGGUGGGGCUGCACGGAGGAAAGGUCCGCUGGCUGUCCAUGGCCUUUGAGUCUACCACAUACAAGGGCAAAUCCUCCUUUCAGACCUACUCCGACUUCCUUCAGUGGGAGAACUUUAUCCAGGAGCAGCUCGCCUCUCUCCCACAAUCCUCCGCUCUGCAACGGGGUUUCCAGACCUGCGAGCACUGGAAGCAGAUCUUCAUGGAAAUCAUAGGAGUGGAGAGUGCCCUCUGGAGUCUGCUGCUGUCUCUGGUCAUCUGUGUGGCCGCUGUGUCCGUGUUCACCGCACAUCCUCUGCUGCUGCUCCCAGUGCUCGUAACCAUUGUAGGAGUGAUCUGUCUGGUGGUGGCCAUCAUGUAUUGGCUGGGCUGGGAGAUGGGAGCGGUCGAGGCCAUUUCCCUCUCCAUACUCGUGGGAUCUUCGGUGGAUUACUGCCUGCACCUGGUGGAGGGGUACCUGCUGGCUGGGGAGACCAUGAGCUCCACGCCUGGGCAUAACUCGGAGCCGGGGGUCGAGAGGCAAAGGCGGACCCUGGAGGCAGUCAACCAUGUGGGCGUUGCCAUAGUGUCCAGCGCCGUCACCACGGUGAUCUCCACAGUCCCUCUCUUCUUCUGCGUCAUUGUGCCUUUCGCCAAGUUUGGCCAGAUAGUGGCUAUAAACACCGCCGUCUCCAUUUUGUUCACCCUGACCGUGACUGUGGCCAUGUUGGCCUGGGUGGCCCCCCCCCGCUUCAACCGCACCCCCCGCGCUGUGCUGAAGGCCAGCCUCGCCGUGAUGGUGGCGUCAGCCUUGGGAGCGUUUAUCUGCUGGGUGGGGGGACAGUUUGGAGUGCUGGCCUGGCAACCAAUCAGCACGUAAACACACACCCGUCCGCCAACUCACACUGAUGUCAGACAGGGGAGUUCCUCUGUUCACUGAAAGCACUCAGAAUAGCAGAUCAGUAAAUGAUCUCUACAGCACAAAGAUGUCAGAUUCCUUUAUUAGAAGCUGUUUCUCAUGACCAAACACAUCUUUUUAUCUUGUAUUAAUCAGUGGAUUGUAAGCACAUGUAAUAAGUGUUAAUGACUCAAUGAAGUGGGUCGACCUUUCUUGGUUGACUCAAUGAGUCAGUUAUUUAUUUGAUCCCAUGUCGCCUUCAGCCUGGAGGUGGAGAUGAUUCAGUGAUUAUUGGGAAAUGGAGGUUGAGUCACAGUUUUCAUUGGUGUAGCUCAUCGAGUUGUGAAGAGCUGAUGACUGUUCUGUGACCUGUGAACACCGACAGCGUGCUCUGACGUGUGCUAAGCGGCUCUCAUGAUUAACGUGACACAUCACCUUUCUUUCACUUAUUGUAAUUUUCUUCUUCAGCCACAUUUGUAAAGCUGUCUGGAUGUGGCUGGAUUAAAAGUUGUACUAGUCAAGUUUUUACCGUGCACAGUUUUGUGAUGUAAAUGUUUCAGUAAGCUGCUCUCACACAUUGUGAACUGAACUCUUGAUGCUGCCAGCACACACUUCUUCUUAAGAGAUGUUUAUACUUAAAACCCCUUUCCCUUCACGUUUAUAUCUUGGAGCUCAAACUGCUUCUGGUUUUUCCUUUCGUUAUCAGCUCCAAGUGAAAGAGACCUCUUGUCGGCUCCUCAGGUGUACGCUCACAUCGUCCACUGCACUUACACACACUCACUUACACUCUGCUCUCUUACAGUCUAGAGUAGCACUCAAACACCCAUCAACGCCGGCUCCAGUGUGCCCCUCAGUGAGGGUAAGGGCCAUUUGUCAAGCCACAUAACACAAUAAUGGUUAGGGAGAGGGACUCGACUGCAGCGAGAACAGUACAUUUUGUUUUGUGUGUUACUUGUGAAUGUCAAAUAAAACAAGUGCAGGAAG
Trematomus bernacchii (emerald rockcod) is the source of this 5134-nucleotide messenger RNA. RefSeq names its product dispatched RND transporter family member 3 (gene disp3). The record is from RefSeq and is a predicted model, not a curated record. NCBI's taxonomy places the organism in Eukaryota, Metazoa, Chordata, Actinopteri, Perciformes, Nototheniidae. Gene Ontology annotation, cellular component: membrane.